Molecule: messenger RNA, 735 nt
Organism: Ostertagia ostertagi
Lineage: Eukaryota; Metazoa; Nematoda; Chromadorea; Rhabditida; Trichostrongylidae
Source: the annotation of a GenBank genome assembly
UCUCCGUAUGCAUCGAAGGGCGAGUUCUGGUUGGAGGAAUUCGAGAAGCUCCAUAAUGAAACCUCAAUACAGAAGCGAUAUCAGGUGAACGUAUUCUACGUAUCCGACAAGUUCUCAUCGAAGAUCAAAUUGAUCAACUUAUUCCAAAGUGCUCCUUCCAGAUUCAAUCCUGAUGGCGACAUCAAGGCCACAAAAAUGCUGAUGAGAGUCCGUUUAUUGGGAACAGCUAACGAAAAGCCACGAGCUGAAGUACUACGAAAGACAAUUUUUCUCCUUGUCGACCAACAAAUGACUACCGUAACCGGGGUGAUUACAAACGUGGUCACCGCCAUUCUCACAAUGCUCGUCAUCUGCGUGCCUCGACCGCUUUCGGCUACCUGCAUCGCAGUCUCCAUUCUCUCAAUCAAUCUAGGAGUCGUUGGAGCGCUUUCAGCCGCCGGUAUAAGAUUGGACAUCAUCUCCAUGAUCACUAUAGUGAUGAGCAUUGGAUUUUCUGUUGACUACGUGACGCACACCACCUUCCACUUCAUUGUGCAGCGCAACGACAGGCUGAAGAAGUGCCUAGUUGUGAUGACGGAACCAAUACUGCAGGCAGCUCUGUCCACUGUGGUGGGCGUAUCUCUGCUAGGCACUUGUUCCAUCCUACAUAGUCCGAACGUUUGUGAUGACCGUGUUCGCUGUGGUAGGCAUUGGGGUCCUGCAUGGACUGCUCUUCGUCCCCGUUCUACUUGCACU